AGUGCGCGCUUGCGUCGCUCGGUCGUCCGCCUGCAGCACGCGCCAUGCCGCUGUGCGACAAGUGGGUCGCGCUCAAGAUCCUAGAGUUCUUGUUCUGCGUGGCGUGCCUGGUUGCAAAGCGAGUGUCCUCUGACGACGAGGCUCGCCUGGCGCUGCUCUUGCAGAAGUUUUCGCGGGAGUGGUCCCUUCUCACGUCCGUUACCUGGGACUCCGUUGGCGGAGCCUUUGCUGAUGCUACAUAUGGGGGUUACGUGAUAAUAACCUUCGGACUUAUAUUGGGUCGGAUCUUUCAAGAAGUACCAAAGGGACGACGGAUAUUGGAAGGUUUUCUCCUCGGUAUUGGAAUGCUUUUCUUUUUAAUUUUGGGUGGUCUAGAGUUAGCGUCACUAGACUCAGUCCCAAGAAACCUAAUAGUAAACGCGUCUGUACUGGGUUCGCUGUCGCUCGCUACCGCUAUUCUAUUUCUAAUAGAUCUCCUGGGACCCAGAGUGUACACAGCGACACGACCUUCGCAAACCGAUUCAUUUUCUUCGCCGAAACCCGAAAAGAAAGUUUCCAUACUGUCCCAUACAACGCCAGCAACUAAUGGCCACGUGCCUAACGGAAAGCAAAACGGACACGUACCCGCCGAGAGGCCGAAGGAUUUAGAUCUUAACAAAGCUAAAGAAAAAGAAACGAAAAACGAAGAGAGCAGCUUGUUCGACGAACCCGAUAGUGUGUUUACGAAAAUAGACAACCUUCCUAUAGAGAAAGAUCUAGAAAGAUCAAAGUUUGGAUCUUUGCGCAACGGCGUCGAGGCAGGAACUUACGUUCGGCUCUCAGAUCCAUUGUCAAUACCAGACAAGCUGCAUUACGAACAGGAACUUGCCAAAUUCAAUGAAAAAUAUCUGAGAGACUAUUUAGAUAACGUAGCGGGGCGAUUGCCGGUGAAAGAAGACUAUUUGCCUGAAUUACAAACACCGGUGUUUUCCAAAGUGAAAUCGGGCCGAUUGAAACAUUUGCACGAGGACCUCUCGCUGACGUAUGAAAAGAAACGUCAAUCGAAGUCUCCGACGAGAGCGAAGACGGUCCCUUCACCGACGAUUCAACAACUUGAAGACUAUUUACGGAGUUCCAACAGGUCGAGACGGUCUGAAACUCCAGCCUUAUUCCCGAUGGAGCCGAUCGAGGAGAAAGAUAGGGAAGGGCCGGAUGUAGAAGGGAGAGCGACCGGCACCCCCACGGAUCCCGGUUACGUGCAGUACACGGCGGGCAGGUGGCCCGACAAAGGCAGGCAAAUACGGACGCCCAGGCACAGUCCGACGCAGUGAAUUAAAUAAUGAUGCCCGACGACUGGAAUUAGUCAUCGCGAGACGCGAACUCGAUGUGGCGUGAUUAAUGAGUGGCCGUGCAAUUAGUGGUAGAGCUGACGAGUGCCCGAGAGCGACUGUCGACUGUUGAAUAAGUUUUCCGGCUUGUAUGUUCGGCUAAUUAAUUGUUAACCAAAUAUAUGCUGCCAUAGUCUGGUGUCAUAGUUGUUUAUGUGUACAGUAUUUACCGAAACCAAUUU
Messenger RNA from Vanessa atalanta (red admiral), 1549 nucleotides. RefSeq lists its product as uncharacterized. Lineage: Eukaryota; Metazoa; Arthropoda; Insecta; Lepidoptera; Nymphalidae. The record is from RefSeq and is a predicted model, not a curated record. The coding region runs from base 45 to 1310 and encodes 421 amino acids. The transcript has 4 exons.